AUGACGUCCUCUUCCUCGAACGUCGUCGGGGUACAUUAUCGGGUGGGAAAGAAGAUUGGUGAAGGCUCCUUUGGGGUUAUUUUUGAAGGCACCAAUCUUCUGAAUAAUCAACAAGUUGCUAUCAAGUUUGAACCGCGAAAGAGUGACGCCCCUCAACUCCGAGAUGAGUAUCGAACCUACAAGAUCCUCGUUGGUUGCCCCGGCAUUCCUAAUGUAUACUAUUUUGGCCAAGAAGGCCUCCACAAUAUCCUCGUUAUUGACCUCUUAGGCCCUAGCCUGGAGGAUCUUUUCGACCAUUGCAAUCGAAGAUUCUCUAUAAAAACUGUUGUAAUGGUGGCAAAACAAAUGGUAUUGCUGCCCCCAUCCAACAGAAUACAUCUAUCGAGAGUCCAAACAAUUCAUGAAAAGAACCUUAUCUAUCGCGAUAUCAAACCAGACAACUUUUUAAUUGGCAGACCUGCUUCAAAGGCUGCCAAUGUGAUUCAUGUCGUCGAUUUUGGUAUGGCAAAGCAAUACAGGGACCCAAAAACAAAACAACAUAUUCCUUACCGUGAACGUAAAUCGCUAUCUGGUACUGCACGCUACAUGAGUAUCAAUACCCAUCUUGGCAGAGAACAGUCUCGUCGGGAUGAUCUCGAAGCACUUGGCCAUGUCUUCAUGUACUUUCUCCGCGGUGGUUUACCAUGGCAAGGAUUGAAGGCUGCUACUAAUAAACAAAAGUAUGAAAAAAUUGGAGAGAAAAAACAAACAACUGCUGUCAAGGAUCUUUGCGAAGGAUAUCCAGAGGAAUUUAACAAGUAUCUUACGUAUGUUCGGAACCUUGGUUUUGAAGAUACCCCUGAUUACGACUACUUGCGCGAUCUCUUCACCCAGGCAUUAAAGAACACCGGUGACGUGGAAGAUGGAGAGUACGAUUGGAUGAAGCUAAAUGGCGGUCGAGGCUGGGAGGCGUCUAAGUCCUACCCUCCCCAACACCACUUGCACACAGGCAACGCAAUGCCCAAUUCAUCCGCUCGGGAGAUUCAUGGAGCUUCAGCGGCAAGAGGCCCUCAUCCUCAAAGACCCGGAAUCACCGCUGACCGUUUAAACGCCGCGCAGCCCCCACCCCCGUCUCCUGCGAAACCAGGAGCUGGGAAACAAGCGCGAGAGCGGCCAAACGCAUUAGGCGGGCCGCAAGUCAAACGUCCAAACGGAGCGGUGGGGGGUCUCGAUGCAACAGCUGCAGCUUCAACACAGGCUCAGUUCCAGAAUUCAAAUGCACACCUUCCGAGCCGGAUCACCAACCCAGUCAAUAGCACAACGAACAGCCCUCAGGUUCAACAGCAAGCUCGGCGGACCCCUGAACCCGAACCUACUUUUGUGCAAAAAGUGAUGAAAGUUUUGUGCUGUGGUGAGUCUUACCUUUGCAGGCCUUUGAGCGCCACUGCUUACAAAUUUCUAGGUUGA
Uncinocarpus reesii 1704 is the source of this 1446-nucleotide messenger RNA. Its product is annotated as casein kinase I isoform gamma-3. Gene Ontology annotation, cellular component: cytoplasm; nucleus. The transcript has 5 exons. Gene Ontology annotation, molecular function: ATP binding; protein serine/threonine kinase activity. Lineage: Eukaryota; Fungi; Ascomycota; Eurotiomycetes; Onygenales; Onygenaceae. Gene Ontology annotation, biological process: signal transduction; peptidyl-serine phosphorylation; endocytosis. Bases 1 to 1446 code for a protein of 481 amino acids. The record is from RefSeq and is a predicted model, not a curated record.